AUGACCUUGAGGCCAACGACCUCAAACGGUUGUCGCUUCUUGAACGCCGCGAGUGCCGAAUGGACCAUGCUCACUCUGCAAUUCCCUUGUAAAGGUAUACUUCUUCCUGCGUCGGCUUCUGCCUUCAAGGCCGUCCAGAUCUCUAAUUUCGAGAUCCCUCCGAUGACUCAAUUUCCUCGCUCACCUCUUCUCCCUCGCUUCACUCGGGCAGGGUACCCUCUCUUUUUUCCUGUUAACUUGAAACCAGAAUCGGAGGCGACUGAAUGUGCCUCCGGCUGUCGCUCCAUUACCUUUCGGUGAGGACGUUUGACUCGCCCGCAGACAGAGAAAGGGGGUGUGUUUACGGCAAGAAGUUCCCCCGAAUGAUGGUGCGACCCAUGCAUCGCUUCUGGCGCUUAUUUUUUCAUUUUUCUUCGAAGGACAUUUGCCUACAGUGAAGCACACCUUCCGAAGCGAUUCCCGUCGCGCCGCCUUUCCCUCUCAUGCCCCUUUCCUUCCAAAAAAGAUGCCAAUCCGCCAACGAUCGGAAUUAAAACCAGCCGGGCCGCGUCGAGAGUGCACUCCCGGACCGUUCGGGUUUCUAAUUCGUUGACCGACUCACGUUUUUUACGUUCUCUGUCGAUUGACCGCCACGAAUAAUUUCCGUGAUCAUCCGUUUAACAUGAUUACAUUGCAGAAUGUCGGACAUUGGCCGAAAGGCGACGACGGCAGCGGCCAUGGGCUUGAUCGUAAUAGGGAUUGGACUGUCUAUUGGGGCCAUCCUAACACCCAGCUGGCAAGUAGUUAAUCUUCGAGAGUACAAUUCGGUCCAUGAACAUGGCCUCUGGCUCGAUUGCACUCGGCACACAAGGGAUGGUAGCCCGUUAUUGCGCCGGUAAGAUAAUAAUCCCAUUUCCUCUGGAUCACGCCAUGAUUCAUCGAGGCAUUUAGCGCUUUAACUGCUCUCUCAUGCUAGUAAUCCUUUUCUUACGAAUAACAAAUUAAUACAAUCAUCUCAAAAAUUUACGCUUGCAGAUAUGCCACGAUAAAUGAGCCGUUGCAUUGUGUCUACAAAUUCGACUAUGAUAAAUAUUCUGGUACCUUUGAUCUGGAAGAUGACAACAGUCCCGUCGGAGAAGUCAAUCGCCACAAGUUCUAUGGUUGGCACACAUCGACGCUAAUCUUGUUAGCCCUGGCAUUGUUGACGGCGUUUCUAUCUCUUGGUCUCGCUUCCUGUGGAUGUUGUUACCCAUCGCUGUCUCUUCUUUUCGUUGGUGCUACGUUAGUUACAAGUAAGAAUUUAUUUUUUGUUUUUUGUAACUCUCACUUUCAGCAUUCCUCUCGUCGAUCGCCGUGGGUCUGUUCUUCUUUUUUUCUCAUCGUGCCGACAACAGAUUCAUCAAAGGAAUUGUUGGAACGUAUGAAGUAAAUAUUUUAAAACAGCAAUCUUUAAACAUUUUUUUAAAGUAACACACCUUAUUUGAAUUUCAGCAAAGAGUUGGAUUGGCCUUUUUCCUCCAAAUGGCUGCUACUUUUGCACACUUUAUCUCCUUUAUAAUCGCCAUGUUCAACACCUAUUUGUCGUUUUCCGGCAAAGGUGGAGCGCUGGAACGUUACAGUGCCCCGCGGUCUUCUCAUACGAACAUGACCAACAUUGGCCGGUGAGUCUCAACUGCGUUUGCUUAGGACUUUUGAAUUUCGAAAUCAAAAUUAGCACACUUGCUGAAGUUGAACACCGCUCCCAUUUGUUUUGUUGGUGUUCGACGGCUUGUCUUUGAGUUUCUCACCGUUCCGUGCCGUUCUGUCGAACACCCCAACUUUAGACAAAAGGAAUGGGAAGUGUCCAGUUUCGCCGGUACGCCGCUUCUGCUGGCGCCUCCUUAUCGGCCACCCGAAUCAGCUUCCCCUAUGUUCAGGUCCAUGGAUUUCGAACAGCCCGUCUUUCACACGGGCUCCCAACAGUUCCAGAACAAGAACAUCAAGCCCAUCUUCUACAAGAGUUCCACGGAAGAGAUGGGGGAUUCCAUGCCCGAUCUCCCUGUCCAUCGCUCGUAUCCGGACGCUCUGAAUGCCUCUAGAAUUCGCAGAAAAUCCGAGACCUGCGUUUAA
Bursaphelenchus xylophilus (pine wood nematode) is the source of this 2088-nucleotide messenger RNA. NCBI's taxonomy places the organism in Eukaryota, Metazoa, Nematoda, Chromadorea, Rhabditida, Aphelenchoididae. The record is from the annotation of a GenBank genome assembly.